This is a messenger RNA of Asparagus officinalis (garden asparagus), 1021 nucleotides long. RefSeq names its product mitochondrial inner membrane protease subunit 2-like. Gene Ontology annotation, molecular function: serine-type endopeptidase activity. The record is from RefSeq and is a predicted model, not a curated record. The transcript has 5 exons. NCBI's taxonomy places the organism in Eukaryota, Viridiplantae, Streptophyta, Magnoliopsida, Asparagales, Asparagaceae. The coding region runs from base 106 to 729 and encodes 207 amino acids.
AAUCUUCAGAAUUUCUAUCAAAACAAGUAGGGUUUUUUAUUUUCUACAGAGAAGAGAGGGGAGUUCGUCCUAAAUAAGAAAAGAGGAAGAAGGAGGGAAACUGAGAUGAUUUCUCCAUCGAAUUGGGUCCGCUACGCUUUCAACAAGUUAAAUUACUCCGCCUCUCUCGACUUCAGGAAGUACAAAGUUGGCCAAAUUAAUGCAGAUGAAUGGAUUGAUGCAACUUUGAAAAAUUUCUUCCAAGUGAAGCUAACUUUCUUGCAUUGGAUCAAAGGAGGGGAAGAAAUGGCACCAAUAAUAACAAGUGAAGGGGGAAGUCUUCUUGUUAGGAAAAUGGCUGCCCUACCUCCAACGAAACAAGUCUUUGUUGGAGAUGUUGUGAUGUUAAAAGAUCCUGAGAAGCCUGAUGAUUAUCUUCUCAGAAGGUUAGCUGCCAUUGAAGGCUAUGAGAUGGUCUCCAAAGAUGAGAAAGAUGAACCAUUUGUUUUAGAAAAGGAUCAGUGCUGGGUGUUGUCUGAUAAUAAAGCUUUGAAGGCAAAGGAGGCUAAGGAUAGCCGUCUCUUUGGCCCUGUUCCUAUGAGCAGCAUUGUUGGGAGAGUUAUAUAUGCCCUGCGAUCAGCUGUUGAUCACGGGCCAGUGAAAAACAGUCAUCUAGCAUUGAGCCACGAUUCACCUGUGUUGGCAGUAGAAUUGAAUGUCGAUGAGAUGGUAAAAAACACCAAGAAAUAGAGUGGGGGUGAAAAUGAUCUUUCCUCUCAUCACCACAUUGUCGUAUCCAUGAGCAAGAGGAUCAACAUGAACUGCUUCGAUCAGUUUGUAGCUGUGAUCCAGGGAUAUAAAUUAAAUGGCGUGUCCCUUUGCCCACUUUUGCGUUUAAAAUCAAGCUAUCUAGUUACUAGUGUGCUCUCUCUAUUUCUCAAACAGAUUUUGUUCUACAACCAGGGUAGGAAAUAAACUGUCAAUUGUUUUUAUGGUGCUUUUGUACAAUUGCAGAUCAGAUGGAUCUCCACGUUUCUAUUCA